GAUGAACCUUCCUACGGAGUAAAGCUAGGAUUCUUUGAAUUAAACUACAAACAAAUAUAUGUUGGAGUCAUGUCCUCGCUUAUAUCUUUCCCGCAGCUAUCAUCAUAACCAUGAUUUUCCGGAACAGGCGUUUCCGCGGAGAGUCACAAAACAAGGGGAUGGACAAAUAUAAGACGGACUUGACGUUCAAUGCGAACAAACCUUCUGGUUCACUUCCAUGGUUCUUUAUAUUUGUUGGAUAUGGAAUUGCGACAGGGUGUAUAGCUUCUGGGUCAUUCUUCACGACCUUGUACAGCAUCCAAUGGGGAGAAGAUAUAUCGACGGAUUGGUUAGUGGCUAUAGUAUUUGGUGCCAGCAAUGAAGUGGCUCUAGUUGAACCAAUAAAAACGAUCCUUAUGUCCAUGGUACUGGCCUGCAUAUUUAAGGGGAUAGCGAAAAGUUCUAUCAGUGAGAUGGCACCAUUCCAAAUCGACAAUAGUAUUAGUAUUGGAGCUUCUGCAAAGUAUAGUCAAUGGCCAGGGGACAAUGAAGACUCGGCGAACAAGGCGAGGUUAAAAAAGCUGAGGCUGCUUGACCGACGUCUGUUUAUGCACUUCCGUGGAUUCCUCGGAAACCUUUUAUACAUAGGCAUACUCGUCUUGAUAUGCUCACACAACGUGGUAGAAGAAGCUAGCCAACAGAACGCGGAAUUGGUCAAUUUACUGAAACCUCUCAAGAAGAUAAACGAAACUGCCGAUAUAUGGGCUUGGUUGAAUACAAGGUAUGCUGACAACGUGUUUCCUAAAAAGUGGUACAACGGUGACCCCAAAUUACCACCGGAGAGGAAGUACAUGAGCGAUUCGACGAGCUAUCGCAUGGGUCCAGUGCGACUGCGUCAAAUACGGGUCACGGGUACAUGUUACAUACCGGAUGUGAUGCGGAAAGCAAUGAAUGUGUGCAGACAUGAAUAUAAGGAAGAAUACGCAGACAAGGCAGCGUAUUGUCCAGAAUGGACUUUGUAUCAGGGCUCGUGUGACGGAAGUGGAUUUACAUAUGUUUCCGGGAAUGCGACUUCCGCUCUCCCUUAUGGUGGGACCUUUGGGACGUACAGUGGUGGUGGAUAUGUUAAAGACAUAAACCCAUUCAAGGCAGAAGUCACUCUCGAGAUAAAUAAGUUGGCGAACAGCAAGUGGAUUGAUGAAUAUACUCGAUUUGUCGUUGUGGAAAACAUGGUGUUUAAUCCUAAUUCCCGACUUUUUAGUUUGAUCAGUAUGGUGUUUGAGUUCCCCAGUAGUGGUGGUAUCUACCUCACCCCUAAGGCACAGUCAGCCCGAUUGUACCCGUAUGUAAAUGUCUGGGACUACCUAGUUCUGGCGGCGCAGGGAUUGUUUAUCCUGAUCACGUUUAUUAGUGUCGUCCUAAUGAUAUACGAUGUCUGGAAUCUCAAAAUGCAGUGUUUCACAUCAAUAACAUUUCUGGGGAAAUGUUUGAGUAAUGGAUUUGCUGUGGCGGCCAUUGUUUUGUAUAUUAUCAGGAUUGAUCGAACAAUUUAUAUUGUGGAGGAGAUAUUCAAUUCAGCGGAAAAAUUUCUGUCUUUCGAGAUUGUCGUCUUUUACGACAACAUUUAUAAACUGUGCAUCAGUGUCGUCCUGUUUGUUGCAAUACUGAUGCUUCUGAAGCCACUGACCUUCAACUACUACCUGUAUAUGAUGAAGACGUCGAUUUUGGUGUCGAAAAUGGAUCUGCUUAGCUUCAGCGUUAUCCUUGGAGUUGCUAUGACUGCCUUCGCAUGUAUCGUCCAUUUGUUUAUUGGUGCGACGUCCUUCUCAUUUAUGACUAUGGCUAAGUCCUAUCUCACCCUGUUUAGGACCUUACUUGCCAUGGUGACCUUACGAGAACUCAUGGGCAGUACUGACGAAUUUGAGACGGAGAUCGUUUUUACGAUUUUCAUAUUCACAAUGACUCUGAUUCUGCUGAAUAUGUUCAUAUCUAUCCUUAACGAUGCCUUUACUGCUGUGAAAGACGGUAGGAGUGGUGGUGCGGUGACACCAUUUGAUUACGAGCUAAACAAACAUUUCUGGGGCAAGAUGAACCAGGCAUUCAAUUGCAACAGUAACAAAAACCCUAAUAACACACCUAAAGCUCAAGACUGUCCAGAUUUACAGAGCCAGAUCGACAGCCUAUCCAACAUACUAUUCUCAAAAUCGAGAGAAGAAUUGAAUGACGAGAAAAGAAUUCUUGAUCUAAUGAAUAAAAGAUAAAAACAGCAGGAGGAAUCGACUUUGGCUGAGGUUGACCAGUAUUGAUCCGAAUGCGAUUUGAAACGAAUCAUUCAUAUUCUGGUGUUUCCUGACGACAAUUCUUCUAUACUGAUGCUGAUAAUGAUUUGAACGUGCAUAGCAUGUGUAUUUAUUACUAUAUGAGUGCAUCAAUCAACAUUGUUAUGCAAAAACGCAUUCAUGUCAAUCUUAGAGCAACCUGUUUUUGCAUUAAAUGAAGCACUAGUAUUAUUCAGAAUCAAUCAGCUGUUGUUUCUUUUUUAAUGAUUUGUUUCUAUUUUGGCAUAGCCAUUGUAAACAUGUCAAUCCACGUCAUUAAGCACUGUUUUAUUAACAAUUAUUGAUAAUAAAAUUGACUUUCUAUUCAUUAUAAGAAUUUUAAUAAAAAUAAAUAUAUUAUGGUUUACUUACAAUUAUUAGAUGUUUAAACAUAAACAUUAUCGAUAAAGCCAAUGUACUAGUUUCAAACUAUGUACAAUAAGACAAGUGGGGACGAUGUCAUCACAAUAAUAUUAGCCCACGGUUUUUAUUGAUUGCGUCCGUACACACUAGGGGUUUACAAACAUACUUCUUUGAAUGAGUUGUUAGUUCACAAACACAGAGUGCUUAGAGUUGAACAUUUAUUUGACACGGUUAAAUGUGUACACAUAGAAAUUUUCUUAAUAUCAGCAUUUAACAAAAAUACAAUUAGGUCAUUCAGAGGGAAGUUUGGAACAAAGAACUUUGUUUCCUCUGAAUACAAUAUAAUCUAAACAUAUUUCUAUUAUAUAUAUCAUAUAUUCAAUAUUUUGAUAGCAAUUCAUUGUAAUUAACAGCUUCAUGUACAUGAAGCUUGCUUGAUAUCUCUUCCAAUUUUAACUCAAAGCAUACCUUCAGCGAUACUUAGAUCUUCAUCAUUGUAAAUAGCUAUGUGCAAUUCAUAUAAACAAUAAAUUAUAUAGAUGGUGUAGAUUAAUUAGAUGAGAAAAAGAAAAUAAUAAUUGAAAUUUUAUUUUGUUUCAAUAAAUGUGGAUCAUCAAUUGAAAGAGGCCCUUUGUAAGCAUCUGUCACUUGUUCUAAUGAUGAUUGAUGUUAAUACUACCCAAUUAAUGAUAUUGUAUUUUAUUAAUUUGUAUAUCUUGAACAUAAGCAGUUUACAUUAGCUACACUGGGAAAAACUUUUAACUGGGUACGUUUGCUGACUAAUUUACUUCAAGUAAAGGUAGAGUAGUACUUGCCUUAAAUUAACAUUUUAUACCAGCUAAAGGGAAACAUGAUAUCGAGCUUGUUCUGCUUUGAUGACAACAUGCCAAUGGUAUCAACCAAGGGCACAUAACUCUAACUGACAUAGCCUCAGUGGUUCCUAUGUCUACUGUAUGUGAUACCAAAAUAAACACUAGACGCACGUAGUAAGUAAUUGUAAGUAUUGUUUCAUUACAUCUCAAAGUGAUUUAAUGAAACAGAAAGCGUGUGUUUUUUUACAUCUCCAAGUGUUUUACGAAAACAAAGCAUGUGGUGUUUUUUCAUCUUAAGGUGUUUUAAUAAAACAGAAGGUACCUAUGCUGUGUUUUCUUGUUUUUUUUCUUUUCUUUUUUUAAUAAUGUAAAGAUGGGUUCCAACGUAUCAACGCUCAAUUUUUGUUCUCAAGAAAUUAUUUGAUUAUUUUCCUUAAAUGUUUCCUUGACUGCCGAAGUCAUUAGUACUUAUUUCCUAUGCAACGAGUUACUGUAAAAAUUGGGAAUUAACGAAAAUCAAAUAACUUAGACAAUCUUGGGGGCAAAUAUCAAAUAUCUCCUAUCUGAAAGGAUGUUGUUUUACUUACUUGCUUGAUUAUACUACUUUAAUUAUUCU
Messenger RNA from Pecten maximus, 4088 nucleotides. RefSeq names its product polycystin-2-like. NCBI's taxonomy places the organism in Eukaryota, Metazoa, Mollusca, Bivalvia, Pectinida, Pectinidae. Bases 111 to 2240 code for a protein of 709 amino acids. Gene Ontology annotation, cellular component: membrane. Gene Ontology annotation, biological process: detection of mechanical stimulus. The transcript is spliced from 10 exons. Gene Ontology annotation, molecular function: calcium ion binding; calcium channel activity. The record is from RefSeq and is a predicted model, not a curated record.